GGAGCAGUAGCAGAGGGUCUGCCUGUGAGCCGCGCUGCGGGUGAAUAGCGCGGAGAGCGCUGAGUCUAGAGUGUCUUGUACUUCGAGGGUCUCUGGGCUGACGGAAGACGCGGGACCUCGUCGGGCCAUGGCAACAUCUCCUGUCAAAGGGAAAAGGAAACAGUCAGAGGAAGGUGACCCCUUAGAGCCUGCUGUGUCCUCUAAACCAGAUGCUGAGCAGAGUAGGAACCAGAGCCCUGUCCAGCUGGAGGACUCCCCCGAGGCAGGUGGGGAGCGGGAGGAGGAGCAGGCCUUCCUGGUCAGCCUCUACAAGUUCAUGAAGGAGCGACGCACGCCUAUCGAGAGGGUGCCCCAUCUCGGCUUCAAGCAGAUUAACCUGUGGAAGAUCUACAAGGCAGUGGAGAAGCUGGGGGCCUAUGAGCUGGUGACUGGCCGCCGCCUCUGGAAGAACGUGUAUGAUGAGCUGGGGGGCAGCCCAGGUAGCACGAGCGCAGCCACGUGCACACGUCGCCACUAUGAGAGGUUGGUCCUCCCAUACGUGCGGCACCUGAAGGGGGAAGAUGACAAACCACUGCCACCCUCUAAGCCCCGGAAGCAAUACAAGAUGGCCAAGGACCUGCGGGUAGAGGAUGGCGCCACAGAGAGGCCAAAGAAAGCAAAGGAGGAGAGGCAGGUGGAGCAGAUGAUGCCAGCAGAGACCAAAACAGAUGCCGGUGGCCUGACAAAGCCGCCUAGCCAGCAACCUGCAAGGGAUAGCACAGGACAGCUGGGGCCAAUUUCUGGGUCCUCUAUACCCUUUGUGGGUGCCAGUGGUUGCCCCGAAGCCUAUAAGAGGCUCUUGUCCAGCUUCUCCUGCAAAGGAACACAUGGCAUCAUGUCACCACUGGCCAAAAAAAAACUCCUGGCCCAGGCCAGCAAAGCAGAGGCCCUGCAAUGCCAGGAAGAGGGCUGCCACCAUGGUGCAGGAGGCCCUGACAAGGCGUCUACAGAGAGUACCCAGAACCCAAAAAGGUUGCCUGAGAACUCUGGCCACCAGCUGGCCCUCCAGGAGGGGUUGCAAGCCUCUGGUGGCAGCAGCAGGGUAGAGGCUCAGCUGGGCCCUGGCCCAGCAGCCCCCAUCUUCUCAGGAUGUUUCCAUUCCUACCCCACUGAGGUGCUGAAGCCUGUCAGCCAGCACCCCCGGGACUUCUUCUCCAGGCUUAAAGAUGAGGUGCUGUUUGGGCCUCCUGGCAAAGAGGAGGGGCUAUCAACCAAAGAGCCCCAGCUAGUAUGGAGUAGGGAUGCCAGCCUCCCCUCUGCAUUCCAUAAAGGCGGGUCCAAGAAGAGCAAUUUCUACCCAAAGCCCAAAGCCUGCUGGGUAUCUCCCAUAGCCAAGGUCCCUUCUGAAAUCCCUGUGAGCCUUUCCUCCCUCCCCAGCAGCCCACGCCUUGGCCUCAAGCGCAGCCUGGAAGAGGAGGGCUUUGCUCAUGGUGGAAAAAAACUGCGAGCAGUGUCUCCCUUUCGGAAGGAGGUGGAUGCCAAGGAAUGUGGGAGCAAGCCCACAGCACCUAGCCUGGCCACAUCCUGCCUGCUGGGCCCGGCCUUGGGACCUGCCCCCCUGGAGGCCUAUAGGGGCACCAUGCUGCACUGCCCUCUGAACUUUACCAGAACCCUGGAGCCUCAGAAGGGACAGGCCACACUUCCCUUCAGCCCCCUGGUCAUCCCAGCCUUCCCAGCCCACUUCCUGGCCACCACAGGCCCCUCAACCAUAGCAGCUGGCUUGAUGCAUUUCCCCCCCACAUCCUUCAACAGCGCUCUCCACCACAGAUUUGGCCCAGCUUCAUCAGCCUGGCAUGUGCCACCUGUCACAGCCUACACAGCACCUCACUUCCACCUCAACACCAAACUGUAGGUUGGAGCCUGCGGUGCUGUGCUGUACUGUGGAGUGUUUAAUGGAGCCUUGGAUAGGCAGAUGCUGCUGGGGGCUCUGAGCUGGAGCCUGCUGCUACCCAGGACUUUGUGCCAGGCAAGGGGGAGGCACUAGGAAAAGUAGGUUUGUCUCAAGAAAGCACCCUGAGCCCAAGGCUCAGGGACCAAAUUUGGACAAGAUCCUGAAAGAACCAUGCAAUAUGGCAGCCUCCAGCGAGCAUUUCUUGUGGAGGUCAAGAGCAGAUGGAUAGGCUGAGGCGCCAGGGGGUAUCUCAAGGCAUCCACAUUGGCCUUGAAAAGUCCAAUAAAAAGACACUGGUCUGAUUGCACCCA
Molecule: messenger RNA, 2241 nt
Organism: Jaculus jaculus (lesser Egyptian jerboa)
Lineage: Eukaryota; Metazoa; Chordata; Mammalia; Rodentia; Dipodidae
Gene: Arid5a
Product: AT-rich interaction domain 5A
Exons: 7
Coding region: 128-1891 (587 amino acids)
Biological process (GO): regulation of transcription by RNA polymerase II
Cellular component (GO): nucleus
Molecular function (GO): transcription cis-regulatory region binding
Source: RefSeq, a predicted model, not a curated record